GCUUGAUCCUACUGCUUCUUGAUCGAUUUCUCUUGAAAGCUAUCUGUUGUCAAAAUUUUAGCUCACACUGACUCUACCUAUGUUUCUCAUUUUUUAAGCUAAUAGAGAAGAGAAAUGUCAACUAAAUCACAGCCUUCUUCAUGGCUUAGGCUCCUUAGCCGCUCCUUUCAAAAUCCACCUAGAGCCCAGCCUUCAUUUUCUCGGAAAAUCUGUACGAAUAUUUUGCCAAACACCCAUUACUCAACUCAUAUUCCUAAAACCCCCAUUAAACCCCAUUUCUCGUUUUGUCGAAAAAACUCGACUUUUUCCUAUUUCCACAACAACCGAACUCCAAAAUCUCCACUUUCUUUUACGAGAUGGCAUUUCUCUAGAGACUUCAGGUUCGACGAGCCCGGGGAGGAUGAUAUUUUGGCUGAUGUAUAUGCUGAAAUGGAACGCGAGAAGAAGCAAGAAAGAGAGGAUAGGAAGAGAAAAGGUUUGGACACAAAGGAUAUUGAUGAAGAGGAUAAAGAAGAUUAUAUGGGUGUAACGCCAUUGAUAGAGAAGCUUGAAAAGAAGUAUUUAAAGGAAAAGGAUACGACUAAAAAAAUUCGUAAAAAAUUCGAAUGGUCCUCGGAUUCAGAUUCCGAAAGUGAGGAUGAGGAGGAUUUAGUAAAGCUGGAAAAACAAUUUGAGAGGAAAAAAAAGAUGCAUGAGCAGUUGCUAAAGAACUACUGUGAGGCAGUGACACUUGAUGAUGCUUUUAAAUGGAUGGAUAAAAUUGACAAGUUUGAGGAAAAGCAUUUUAAACUUAGCCCAGAGUAUAGGGUCAUUGGCGACUUGAUGAAUCUACUUAAGGUUGCAGAAGGCAAGGAGAAAUUUAUCCUUCAGCAAAAAUUGAAUAGGGCAGUGAGGCUCCUUCAAUGGAGGGAACGCUAUGAUCCCAAUAAUCCUGCCAAUUAUAAAGUUAUGAAUAAUCAACAAGUUGGUCCUCCUGUUGAUCAUGAGGAAGAAGCUGAAGAGGAGAAUCAGAAGAAAAUAGUAAGAAAAGAUGAUGAGGAUGAGGAAGAAGAAGAGUUUGAUGACAUGAAAGAGAAAGAUAAUAUACUAUUGGAGAAGCUCAAUGCUAUUGACAAGAAACUUGAAGAGAAACUGGCAGAGUUGGAUUAUACAUUCGGCAGGAAGGGUAAGCUUCUAGAGGAGGAAAUCAGAUACCUUGCAGAGGAAAGAAAUUCUUUGACAGAGAAGAAAAGAAGACCUCUUUACAGAAAGGGUUUUGAUUUGAGGUUGAUAGAUAUAAAUCGAACUUGUAAAGUAACAAAGGGAGGGCAAGUGGUCAAAUACACCGUUUUGAUGGUGUGUGGAAACUAUCAUGGUGUUGUUGGAUAUGCAAAAGCCAAAGCCGAUGCAGUCCCAAUUGCAGUCCAAAGGGCACAUGAGAAAUGCUUUCAGAAUCUUCACUAUAUUGAACGACAUGAGGAGCACACUAUAGCCCAUGCAAUUCAAGCAUCAUAUAAGAAGACUAAGGUCUAUCUCUGGCCUGCACCAACUGCAUCGGGUAUGAGAGCUGGAAGAACCGUUGAAAACAUUUUGCUUUUAGCUGGCUUUAACAAUAUCAAAUCAAAGGUUAUUGGCUCAAGGAAUCCUCACAACACCGUCAAGGCUGUUUUUAAAGCCCUCAAUGCAGUUGAAACACCGAAAGACAUGCAGGAGAAGUUUGGGAGAGCGGUUGUUGAGAAACACUUGCUGCAGUGAGCAUAGGAUUAUACCAUCUUGUAUUCCCCCCCCCCCUCAAUUUACAACACCUUUGAGCUUAAA
Molecule: messenger RNA, 1797 nt
Organism: Hibiscus syriacus
Lineage: Eukaryota; Viridiplantae; Streptophyta; Magnoliopsida; Malvales; Malvaceae
Exons: 8
Coding region: 115-1734 (539 amino acids)
Biological process (GO): translation
Cellular component (GO): ribosome
Molecular function (GO): RNA binding; structural constituent of ribosome
Source: RefSeq, a predicted model, not a curated record